Molecule: messenger RNA, 2412 nt
Organism: Triplophysa rosa
Lineage: Eukaryota; Metazoa; Chordata; Actinopteri; Cypriniformes; Nemacheilidae
Gene: slc71a2b
Product: major facilitator superfamily domain containing 14Bb
Exons: 12
Coding region: 132-1520 (462 amino acids)
Biological process (GO): transmembrane transport
Cellular component (GO): membrane
Molecular function (GO): transmembrane transporter activity
Source: RefSeq, a predicted model, not a curated record
GGUGUUGUAAAGUGAAGAGAAGGUUUACGAGGAGCGGUAGGACACUCAUAUUCAUCAGUUGGAUUCUCAUGAAAUGUUAUCAGGAUGAUUGAGAUAUCGAGCAGAAUGUGAAUGCGAGGACAGAACACAUCAUGUUGGACAAAUAUAUCCGCCAGCGCGGUGAUGGCCGGGCGAAGGUGACCCAUGCUGUGGUGGUGAUUUUCCUGGAGUUUUUCGCCUGGGGUCUCCUGACCACACCAAUGUUGACAGUCCUGCGUGAAACCUUUCCACAGCACACGUUUCUCAUGAACGGCCUGAUUCAGGGUGUGAAGGGUUUUCUGUCGUUCAUGAGCGCUCCUCUCAUCGGUGCUUUGUCGGAUAUUUGGGGCAGAAAAAGUUUUCUGUUGCUGACAGUGUUUUUCACCUGUGCCCCAAUACCACUCAUGAGGAUCAGCCCGUGGUGUUUUUUUGCUCUGGUGUCAGUGUCUGGACUUUUCUCUGUCACAUUUUCUGUUCUAUUUGCAUACGUGGCUGAUAUAACAGAAGAGCAGGAAAGAAGCACAGCGUAUGGACUGGUUUCCGCGACGUUUGCUGCGAGUUUAGUGACGAGUCCUGCGAUAGGAGCGUUUGUGUCUGUCAAGUAUGGAGACAGUCUGGUGGUUCUUCUCGCCACCAUCAUCGCAGUGCUGGAUAUUCUCUUUGUUCUGCUGGUGGUCCCCGAGUCUCUGCCGGAAAAAAUGAGAUUAUCAUCUUUGGGUUUUCCUAUCUCCUGGGAGCAGGCUGAUCCGUUCGCUUCUUUGAGGAAGGUCGGCAAAGACUCCACAGUUCUGCUCAUCUGUGUCACAGUUUUCCUCUCGUAUCUCCCGGAGGCCGGACAGUAUUCCAGCUUUUUCCUCUAUCUGGGACAGGUUAUAAACUUCUCCUCUGAGGCCAUCGCAGGCUUUAUCGCAAUGGUUGGAAUUCUGUCCAUCGGUGCACAGACGUUACUUUUACGUGUCCUGAUGAGGAAGAUCGGAAAUAAGAACACAGUGUUAUUGGGUUUGGGAUUUCAGCUGUUCCAGCUGGCCUGGUACGGCUUCGGCUCAGAACCAUGGAUGAUGUGGGCCGCCGGGGCGAUCGCAGCCUUGUCCAGCAUCAGCUUUCCUGCGGUGAGCACGCUGGUGUCAAGCUGCACGGAUCGUGACCAGCAGGGCGCCGUUCAGGGAAUGGUCACAGGAAUUCGUGGUCUUUGUAACGGACUCGGUCCGGCUAUGUUUGGAUUCAUAUUCUUCCUCUUUAAUGUGGAACUCCUCGAGCCGAACCACGUCACAUCUGACACUGAGAAGAAGUCUGUUAUUCCGGGUCCGCCCUUUCUGUUCGGUGCGUGUACGGUUGUGUUGGCUCUGCUGGUGGCCGUCUUCAUUCCCACACAGCACACAUCAGAGGUGAAGACCUGCAGCACUCGAGUCACCACUGAACCCGUAAUCGGCAUCCCGGUGACGAGUUCAGUUCCUGUGAGCGACGAGGACAACGAGCCUCUCUUACAGGACAGCAGCUUAUAAUCUACACAAGCUUUUUAUCCUAAACGUCUUCUUUUAAUUCCUGAUAGAGAACGUGCCUUCUUCGUAUUUUGGCAUAUUGACACGUACAUGCUGCUGUGCAUCUGAAUGUAAAGCGUCGUCGGCUUUCAAUAUAUUCACUAGACCUUUGACCUCAGAACGUCUACAGAAUGCAAUAAUAAUGUGAUGUGGCAGAUUCACAUUCAUCUGUUAGUUGAGUUAAGAGAAUAAACUGCACAGAAUGUCUAAUAGUCCUUGGGUCAGCGCAGCAGCUUUGAUAGAUGAUGUCAUUCAUCAGAUCACCAGCCGUUUAACACCCGUCUCUGCAGUCGUUGAUGUCAUCAUGACGGAGACCCUUAAAGAUCAGUCCAGUUCAUUUGAUCUUUUCUUCCCAGCCGUUCUAAACGGACUCACUUGCCUUUUUUAUGUGCUUACUUGAGUAGAAUGGCUUUUUAAAUGAAUGGUCAAACGAGUUUCACUUUUAUUACACACAAGAACUGAAUGAAGUCAUAUCUCCAGCAAUAACAGCCGUACGUCUGAAUGAAUCGCAUGUUCUGUCUGUUAUCACAGGUGUUUUUAACACAGCGAGGAGCUUUGAAAUCAUUUGGGCACUGAUUCUUAUUAUUAUUCAUACUUGAAGAUGAGUCGUGAGUGUAUUCAUGCAGUCGUUCUUGUGGUACAUGUGUUUUUUUAAUUGAACUGCACUUUGUUUUAUGUUACACAUGCCAUUCCUCAUGUCUGAGCAGGCCUUCUGUAAAUUGACGCUCAUUGGUUCAUAUUGAUGCGUUUGUUCAAUGAACACUGCAGUCAGUUUUUUUUAUUACAAGCCUUUGCAGAUUUAUUCAUUGAUCUAUGUUUCAAUAAACAAAAUCAUAUCCCAUUAUCGACAUGUGAC